AUGAAAAAUACAUCAAAACGGGAUGUUGUUGUAGGACCAAUACGUUAUCUAAUUAAUGGAUGUGCACGAGGCGCUGAAUUGAGUGUUGCUGCCCCACUAAAACUGUCAACGCAGUGGACACGGAUGUUGCGGAUGCAGGCAACGCCUAAAAUGCAGCCUAAUGAAUUACUGCAGGCGGCUGAAUCGGGAAACUUGGAUGAGUUCAAGCGUCUGUAUCAAGCAGACAACGAACGUUUGUCUAUAAAAGACGGCAAAGGUCGGACGGCAGCACACCAAGCAGCGGCACGAAAUCGUGUAAAUAUAUUGCGAUACAUAAAUGAUCAGAAUGGAAAUUUUAACGCAAAGGAUAAUGCGGGCAAUACUCCAUUGCAUGUGGCAGUUGAAAACGAUUCGUUCGAUGCAAUUAGUUAUUUGCUAUCCAUCCCUGUCGACACUGGUUUGCACAACGACAAAAAGCAAGCGCCGGUCCAUUUGGCAACUGAACUAAAUAAGGUACAAGCAUUGCGGGUGAUGGGCAAAUAUCGAAAAGUCAUCGAUAUACAACAAGGUGGCGAACAUGGACGCACGGCAUUGCAUUUGGCUGCCAUAUAUGAUCAUGAGGAGUGCGCCAGGAUAUUGAUAACCAAAUUCGAAGCAUGCCCCCGUAAACCUUGCAACAACGGUUAUUAUCCCAUACACGAAGCGGCUAAAAAUGCCAGCUCCAAAACGAUGGAGGUCUUCUUGCAGUGGGGCGAACAACGUGGCUGUCCACGCGAAGAGAUGAUAUCCUUUUACGAUUCCGAGGGCAACGUGCCACUUCAUUCCGCCGUUCAUGGCGGCGAUAUCAAAGCGGUGGAAUUGUGUCUGAAAUCUGGUGCGAAAAUCUCUACACAGCAACAUGAUCUCUCGACGCCGGUGCAUUUGGCGUGCGCACAGGGCGCUAUCGAAAUCGUGAAACUCAUGUUCAGCAUGCAACCUUCUGAGAAGCUAACUUGUCUCAGCUGCACCGAUGUUCAGAAGAUGACGCCCCUUCACUGCGCUGCUAUGUUUGAUCAUCCAGAUAUUGUUGAGUAUUUGGUGAAGGAAGGCGCUGACAUCAAUGCGCUCGACAAGGAACAUCGCCCACCGAUCUUAUUGGCCGCUUCACGUAACGGUUGGAAAACUGUGCAUCUGCUAAUACGUCUCGGUGCUGGCAUUAAUGUCAAGGACGCAUCGUCACGUAAUGUUUUGCAUUUUGUGAUUAUGAAUGGUGGGCGUUUACCAGAAUUCGCAGAUGAAGUGAACAAAAAACAGUCGCAUUCUCAAUUAGUACAGCUGCUUAAUGAAAAGGAUGCUUCUGGCUGUUCGCCAUUGCACUAUGCCAGUCGUGAUGGACAUAUACGUUCUUUGGAGAAUCUUAUUCAGUUAGGCGCUUGCAUUAACCUCAAGAAUAACAACAACGAGAGUCCAUUGCAUUUUGCGGCACGUUAUGGUCGCUUUAACACCGUUAAACAGCUACUCGACUCGGAGAAAGGAUCUUUCAUAAUCAACGAGAGUGAUGGAGAAGGACUCACACCACUACAUAUCGCCUCACAACAAGGUCACACGCGUGUGGUACAAUUUUUGCUAAAUCGGGGCGCGCUUUUACAUCGAGAUCACAAUGGACGUAAUCCUCUGCAUUUGGCCGCGAUGUCGGGCUAUACACAGACCAUUGAGUUGUUGCAUUCCGUGCACUCGCAUCUACUCGAUCAAGUCGACAAGGAUGGUAAUACUGCCUUGCACUUGGCCACCAUGGAGAAUAAACCACACGCCAUCUCGGUGCUACUCUCAAUGGGUUGCAAACUCUUCUACAACUACAUGGACAUGAGCGCCAUCGAUUAUGCCAUCUACUAUAAGUACCCCGAGUCUGCACUCGCCAUGGUCACACAUGAAGAUCGCGCCAAUGAGGUGAUGGCAAUGCGUUCCGACAAAUACCCCUGUGUUAUACUGGCACUAAUUGCGUCAAUGCCAAAGGUGUUCGAGGCCGUUUUGGAUAAGUGUAUAACCAAGGCGAAUUGUAAGCGUGAUUCAAAGAGCUUUUACAUAAAAUAUUCAUUUCACACAAUUCAAAAAUCGCCUGCUGAAAUAGCAAAAAAACGUUUGGAUCUCAAUGAUCCCAAUUGGAGACCAGAUCCUCUGCUCACCAUAAAUACGAUGGUCACACAUGGACGUGUCGAACUGCUUGCCCAUCCACUCAGCCAAAAAUAUUUGCAAAUGAAAUGGAAUUCAUACGGCAAAUACUUUCAUCUUGCCAAUUUGUUGAUCUAUUCAAUAUUUCUUCUAUUCGUCACCGUUUUUUCUUCGCUUAUGAUGAACGACAUUGAAAUUCGUCCUUUGGCAGUAAACUCAACGGCUUUGAACAAUUGGAGACUAUCGCUCACUAAUGACAGCAAUUUGAAUUCUACAACAAAUAUUAAUAACACCGAUACUGGAUGGUCUGAAAAUCCAACGGAGGGAAAUGAAUCGUUUGCAAUGAAAUAUGGUGAGACCUAUGAGUGCCUGCAACAUUCUACCGCCUUGGUAUUCUGCGCUGUAGCAAUCGUCGUUUAUAUCGGCUGCAAUUCUUUACGCGAAUUUCUACAAAUGUAUCAACAACGCUUACACUACAUAUUCGAGAUAGUCAAUUUAAUAUCAUGGAUUCUAUACAUAUCCGCCUUGAUCAUGGUAUGGCCUGUAUUCUGCUCUGAUGGUAAUAUAUCGACUGUGCACUACUCGGCUGCGGCAGUGGCGGUAUUUUUAUCGUGGUUCCGUCUAUUGCUCUUUCUACAACGAUUCGACCAAGUUGGCAUAUACGUUGUGAUGUUUUUGGAGAUACUACAAACUCUGAUAAAAGUGCUGACCGUGUUUUCAAUACUAAUCAUUGCUUUCGGUUUAGCAUUUUACAUUCUUUUAUCAAAGAUAAACGAUGCGCAACCGAAUCAUUUAUCGUUCUCCAACAUACCGAUGUCACUGUUGCGCACUUUUUCAAUGAUGUUGGGCGAACUGGACUUUGUGGGCACUUAUGUUAAUACCUUUUACCGUGACCAGCUGAAAGUGCCAAUAACAUCAUUUCUGAUUUUGAGUGUAUUCAUGAUUAUCAUGCCGAUUCUACUAAUGAAUCUACUGAUCGGUUUGGCGGUUGGUGAUAUUGAGUCUGUCAGACGAAAUGCGCAGCUCAAGCGGUUAGCUAUGCAGGUGGUUUUGCAUACCGAGCUGGAGCAUAAAUUGCCUCAAAUGUGGCUGCAAAAAAUUGAUAAAAUGGAGCUCAUCGAAUAUCCAAAUAACACGAAGUGCAAACUGGGUUUUCUGGAUAUUUUUUUGCGCAAAUGGUUCUCGAAUCCAUUCAGUGAGGAUAGUACCAUGGAUGCAAUUGCCUUCGAGAGCAACGACGAGUUUAUCAAUGUUGAAUUGGAGCGCCAACGUCGUAAAUUGCGUGAUAUCACACGACUAUUGGACCAACAACACCAGCUCUUGCGUCUGAUUGUACAGAAAAUGGAAAUUAAAACCGAGGCUGACGACGUGGAUGAAGGUGUAUCACCAAAUGAUCUAAAGGCCAUGUCAAACUACAUUAAUGGACCAGCACUAGGCUCACGAUGGACUUCACCUCGAAUACGCAAUCGACUACGCGCGGCGCUCAGUUUUAAUAAGAGUCUCUAUGAAUAGAGACAACUAACUAGUUGAGAAACAUAUAGACAAAUAUUUAAGAUAUACACGUAAAUUCAUAUAUCAAAAUUGUGGUACAUACAUAGGUAAAACACAACUUUUAAACUAUAAACACUAAAAAACUAAGAAACUGUUCCCUGAAGGGUUUAUUACGACCCAUGCAAAAAAGCACAACGCUCAUACAUUGAAAAAACAACAAGUAAUGAAUGAAUUGUCUACUUUCCCGAGCAAUCGAACAUUUAACACCUGGCGCAUGUUGCUUAACCAUAUAAAGCACAUAUUUUUUUAACGUUCACGGCGGUUGAAAACUCAUGCGAAAUUGGAAUGCAUACUAAAUUCCGUUCGUAGUAAAAAAAACCAAAAGGCAGUUUUUAUACCAAGUGUGCGCAACAAGUAGAAUUAGAAAAAUUAUGGAAAUAAAUAGA
Anastrepha ludens (Mexican fruit fly) is the source of this 4064-nucleotide messenger RNA. RefSeq names its product transient receptor potential cation channel subfamily A member 1 (gene TrpA1). Bases 1 to 3639 code for a protein of 1212 amino acids. Gene Ontology annotation, molecular function: protein binding; monoatomic ion channel activity. Gene Ontology annotation, biological process: transmembrane transport; monoatomic ion transport. The transcript is spliced from 17 exons. The record is from RefSeq and is a predicted model, not a curated record. Lineage: Eukaryota; Metazoa; Arthropoda; Insecta; Diptera; Tephritidae. Gene Ontology annotation, cellular component: membrane.